This is a messenger RNA of Brassica rapa (field mustard), 7662 nucleotides long. Its product is annotated as probable leucine-rich repeat receptor-like serine/threonine-protein kinase At3g14840. Gene Ontology annotation, biological process: protein phosphorylation. Gene Ontology annotation, molecular function: ATP binding; protein kinase activity; protein binding. NCBI's taxonomy places the organism in Eukaryota, Viridiplantae, Streptophyta, Magnoliopsida, Brassicales, Brassicaceae. The record is from RefSeq and is a predicted model, not a curated record.
UAUGACUAUCGUUAUUUUUAAUUUGUAGAUUACGAACUAAAAAUUAUUGAACUUAAUACUUGUAAAUACAUUAGAUUUGGAAAAACAAAGUAAAAAAUAAAAUAAAAUACUGCUAAAAAACUUAACUUUUACCAAUGAUAUUAAUACUCGUGAAUACAUUCGAUCUGAACAAAAAAAAUCGUACGAAAAAAGACACCAAAAACAAAAACAACCAUUUUCGGUUACACAAUUUUGUUUGAACAAUAUUUUGGAGGUUCCAGAUCAAGUUUACCUGACUAUUAGUAUUGUUGUAAUAUUUAAAUUUGUGUAAUAGUUAUGUCUUCAUGUAAUUUUUUUAAAAAAAUUGUUAAGUUUCUUUUGUAUAUUGUUGUUGUAUAAAUCUAGUUUUAAAAUAUUUUAAAUCUUAUUUUAAAGUUUUAUUUUUAUUUUAUGUGUAAAACUUAAAUUUAUAAAAAAAUUUUGAAAUAUUUAUGAGAUUUAAAUUUUUUGAAGAUUAAAAUGAUAAACAAAAAAAUAUUAGAGAAUUAUAAAUGUGAUGUGUAAUUGUAGGAACCAAAAUACAAACAAAAAUAUGAAAUUUCAAAUUUGAAGUUUUAAAGUUCAUUUUUAGAAAAGAAAAAAUUUUAUAUUUGAAGUUGUAGAGUGUCUUUUGGAGAUUCUCUUACAUAGUUUAUAAGCCGGAACCAUAGAUAUAAGCUUUAAGUUAGUCACUCGUUGACCAAUGACUUGAAACCUAUAUGUUAAGCAGAAUUUCUUUCUUUUUGUUUUUCCUCUGGAGACUGACCGUUUCCUCUACCUGAUCAUGAAUAUAAGUUAUAACACAGCUACUACGAUGUGUUUCUGUAUGGAAUUAACUGCAGUUUUGUCCGUCGUAAUGAAAUGGCAACAUCGGAGGCACUAUAAACGCUGUUAGAGGCUUAGAGCUGAUACUCCUCUUGCAAGUAUUAGCCAGCCUUCCUUCUCUGUCCAACUUAAUAACGUUUUUGAGUUUUGAAUCUUUCACAUAUUACGCAAUACAAAAAAUAUUGUAAUUUAAAAUUGAUUUUCUCUCGAUAGUCGUACGUACAUAAUGAAGUUUUAGGUAUAGCAGUGUGUUUGACAAUAAAUCUGUUUAAGAAACUAAGCAAUAACGGGGCCUCGUGGUCUAGUGGUAAAGGAACCUCGGCUGAGGUGUCCGCCAUCACGAGUUAGAGCUCCGGCCACAGCGGAUUUAACAUGGUUUCCGUUUGGCCUCCAGAACCUUCCUCGCCAGUUCUGGUUGGACGCGGUGGGAUAGUCGGACUAAGUGAGAGGUCUGGAUACCUGAAUUAUCAAAAAAAAAAAAAAAAAACUAAGCAAUUGUUUUUUUGUAUGGUUUCUAACAUUCAGUUCAUACUAAGUCAAUCGUAGACACGCGUUUUAAAAAUAUACUGCAAAAUUUAAAUAAAUUUCGAUAAGACAACUGAAUAAACAAAAAUAAAUUACUUUUUAUAGUUAUUUUUUUAUAAUUAAGACAUCUAACCAAUAGAGAAUUAUUUUUAUGCUUAAUAACUCGCUGCCAUAUCCUUUCUUUUUCUCACCUGCCCCACUUUUCUUAGUUUUUAACUUUUUUGUGAGUGAAAGUACCUAUAAAAAUACAAAAACAAGUAACUAAAAUUGAAAAAAAAAUAUUUAUUUGAGAAAUAAUCUAAGAUAGCACUAAAAGAUUUUAUCACAAAAUAAAUCUUAAAAAAAUGACUAUAAUAUAGUUCACUAAAGAAUUAAAAGACAUUUAUACUCCUAUAAUUAACUAAUGUAAAUCAAGGAUUUAGAUUUGAGGGAGAGAUAUGAGAAGGAUCUAUGAUUUAAAAAUUAAGAUAUAGGAUAUAAAAUAUAAAAUAAUAAUUUUAAAAUAUUUUUUUGAAAAAUAAUUUUUGGAUUUCUAAAUAAAAUCUCAAAGAAAAUAAAAAAAGUUUCAAAUAUUGAUAUUUUCCAAAAAUAUUUUUUAUUAUUGAUUGAAAUACUAACUUUCCAAAAUAUUUUUUUUAUUCUUGAUUCAAAUAUUUAUAUAAUAAAUGUAUAUUGUGAUUUAUUUUUAAUGAAAUAUUUUUAAGACAAUGAUGUACAGUUGUGGAAAGGAGCGAGAAACUCUUUCAAGCCGAUUUUUAAUACUAUUUAGAUUCUUUCUCUUUUUUGAAUAAAAUGUUAAAUUAAACUCAAAAAGAAAAUAUACUUUUUUACAGCAUGAACCACUUUUUCAUGACUUAUUUGAUAAGAACAACUCCAUCCAUUACAACCUCUAAUGGGCUCUAAUGAUUAAAUUAAUAGGUUUAAAGGUGAUAUAAGAAGUUAAGAACUUUAGUUAGUGGAAAUAGUUUUUUGUUCCUCCAAUGGGAGAACUCCGUAGGGGUUCUUAAAUAUUUUUUUAAAUUUUUUUAAUUAAAAUUAUUUAAAAUAAAAACAUACAUACAAUUUUUAAUAAAAAUUACAUAAAACAUAUGAAGGACACGCCACGUAAGGGAUGCUUAACACUUCUACAACUGCCUAAAUUAACACGGGUUCUGCAGUGUUUAAUGCUUUUUGAUUUAUUUAUUUUUUCAUUUUUUUUUAGAACCUCCCUAAACACCCACCGAUGGAGGUGGUCUAACAAACUUAUGAAAUAGUUGCUAAACUAAUUCACAGCUCCAAUCCAUACUUGAAACGUCGUCGUGAGGAGAGUUCAACGACAUUACUCUGUUCUUGACAAGUCUGUCGAUGAUUCUGAAGAGUACUUCUGAUGGCAUCGAGGCAUCUCCAUUCUUCCUAGCGUUCCUUUCUCUCCAUAUUGCAUAGACGGUAGUGUGCAGGACAUAGCGGGUGAGGAAGAGUUCGACUCUGUCAAGCUUCUUCUGCGAUACAAAGAUGACGAUGUCGUUCCAGUUCGUUGAGAAGUGGCUUCCCAUCAGGUUUCAAGAUAAUCUGCCCCAGACUGCCGCUGAGUACGGGCAAGAGAAGAAAAGGUGGUCGCGUGUCUCCAUAUGCUGGUGGCAGAGGACACAGCUUCCAUCAAUUGUCCUAUUCCAGAUAGCCAUUCUUGCUCCUGUAGAGAGACGGUCAUGCAAAGCUAACCAAGUACAGAACUGAUAUUUUGGUGUAGCGCAGCUGAACCAGAGGCAAUUGUGCCAUGGAACCGAUGUUUUAGUCGUUCGUAUAUGAUUCCUCGUAGUGCAAGAUGGCUUGUAGCACAUCUUCAUUCUCUGUGCGAUUCAAAGAGAUGAGAUUGUGUUCAAUUCUUUGCAGAGUCUGAGAUCGAUGUUGUCUCCUUCUUCUCCUCUUUGUACUAUUUAGACUUUGCAUUUAACAAGACUGCAAAAUCAAAAGGUUAGUUGCCCUCUGGUUCCCGGGAGCAGCUCCAAAAUAAUCAGUACUUGUUUGGAUAGCUGUUCAUAAUCGAUUAGCUAUUGGGGAAUAAAUUUCCAAGUUAAAUUGUAUUGUGGUUGAUACAUGAUUAUUCUACCAGUCUCACGUUAAAACCCGAGACCAUCUGUUUUUCAGUUGUCCAUGUACUCAACAAAUAUAUAUGGGAUUAACGAAGAAGCUACUUCAAACAUGCUACACAACAUACUGGAUUAGUUAGUGGACACCCGACGAAAUGGCAACAUCACUUUUAUGUUGCACUAUGUCUUUCAAAUCUCACUCCAUACUAUUUGGAAAGAGUGAAAUGGAAGGAAUUAAACACAAGGAAAAGGUUCAUAAUCCGGAAACUAUACUGAGAUUCAUCGAUAAAGGUAUUCGGAAUUGCAUCUUGUCACUUAGAGGAAGUCCACGGUUUGAAACAACCAUGACAGCUUGGUCUAAACAAAACUUGAGAACAAAGUCAUAGUUAUAAAAAAAAUUGAUAUGAAUAAUUUAACAUUUUUUUCAAAAAAAAAAAGAUAACAUUUUUAAUUAUUCUUCUCAUGGUAUGUUCUCUUAGUCAAAAACAAAUAUUUUUUAACUCUUUUUGGAGAUUCGCCCUAUUUAUUAAUAAUGAUGACUGACUUAUCAUCCUACGUGUCUCUCUUAUCUCCCCAUUUCUCAAAUAUCUUUGCGAGUCUCUCUUCCCUCACAUAGACAAAUUAACCAACCACUUUUUCACACUCAUAGCAUAACAUCGCCGCGAAUCUGACAAUGUCGUUGAACCCACUUAUCUUCCCUUACUUCAUCCUCGUCUCUCUCUUCCUCUUCUACUUCGCGUCCUCUCAAACACUACCCAAAGAAGAAGUGGAUGCUUUAAGAGCCGUAGCGACGGCGUUGAAGAAGAGUAACUGGAAUUUCAAUGUCGAUCCAUGCGACCUCACCUCAUCUGAUGGUGGUUGGAGAAACCCUAACGCCGAUAAAUUAUUUGAAGACAAAGUUACUUGUAGCUGCACCUCUACCGUUUGCCACGUCACCAAGAUAGUUCUCAAGGCACAAAGCCUCCAAGGAUCUCUUCCUAAAGAGUUUGCAGGACUUCCUUUUCUGCAAGAGAUUGAUGUGUCUAGAAACUAUCUCAACGGUUCUGUUCCUCCCGAAUGGGGAACCUUGCCACUUAUAAACCUCACACUGCUUGCCAACCGGAUAACCGGUCCAAUCCCGAAAGAGAUUGGAAACAUUACAACCCUUCAAAACCUUAUCUUGGAAUCUAAUCAAAUCUCAGGGAACUUACCUCCAGAGCUCGGGAAUCUAAAGAACAUUCAAAGAAUCCUUCUUGGCACGAACUACUUGACUGGGGACAUCCCAAGUACAUUUUCCAAACUUACCAAGUUGACUGAGUUCCGUAUAAGUGACAACCAGUUUACCGGAACCAUACCAGAUUUCAUCCAGAACUGGACAGAACUUACAAAAUUAACUAUUCAAGCAAGUGGUUUAGUUGGACCGAUUCCUAGUGGCAUUGGUACUCUUGUGAAGUUAACAGACUUGAGAAUCAGUGACUUGCAUGGUCCUAGUUCUCCAUUUCCACCACUACAAAACAUGACAUCCAUGCAGACAUUGAUUAUUAGGAACUCCAAUCUUACAGGAGAACUACCUGAUUAUCUUGUAUCAAUCACAACAUUAAAGCUCUUAGAUCUUAGCUUUAACAAACUAAGUGGACCAAUCCCAGCAACAUAUAAGGAUCUUUGGAAUGUAGAUAAUGUAUAUCUAACAAGUAACAUGUUAAGUGGGGAAGUACCAAAAUGGAUGGUAGAAAAUGCAGACAAGAUUGAUCUUACUUACAAUAACUUCUCCAGAGAUGCAACAACCUCACAAUGUCACACGAGAGAAGCGAACUUGUUUUCAAGCACACGCCCUUUAGUGGCAAAUAACUACUCAAACGUUUAUUGUCUGAGUCCCUACAUAUGUCCUAAGAGUAAGUCUUUGAAUCUAUAUAAUUACAUAAACCAUAUCGCUAAACAUCUGAUUUAUUUUUUGUUUAUGUUAUCAGCUUUGUAUGGCCUUCAUAUAAACUGUGGUGGAGAUGAACUAACAGUCAACGGGAAUAAGUAUGAAGCAGAUAGAUUGGAUAGCACCUUCUAUGACAGUAGAACCGGUUGGUUUUCUAGCAACACCGGGCACUUCUUGGAUGAUGAACGGUCUCCCAAAGUACCAACCAUAUGGACUAAUACAUCAGAGCUUAAGAUAGCAGAGCCUAGUCUUUAUACAGAUGCCCGUCUGUCGGCCAUUUCCCUCACUUACUAUGCAUUUUGUCUUGGAGAUGGAAGCUAUACAGUUAAUCUUCAUUUCGCUGAAAUUAUGUUCAGUGACAAUGAAACCUAUAGCAGUUUGGGGAGACGAUUCUUUGACAUAUAUGUUCAGGGUAAACUUGAGGUUAAGGAUUUUGAUAUUGUGAGUGAGGCAAAAGGUGUUGGAAGAGCUGUGGUUAAGAGUUUUCGGGUCAUGGUUACAAAUGGGACGUUGGAGAUAAGAUUGUUUUGGGCUGGUAAAGGAACUCAAGCUAUUCCUGUAAGAGGUUCAUAUGGCGCUCUCAUAUCAGCUGUAUCAGUAGAUCAAAAUUUCACUAUUGGUAGAAACUGGGCCUUGGUUGGUGCUGCAGUCGCUUCGACAGUGUUUCUUGGGCUUUUAAUCUGUGGUAUUUUAUGCUUUAGACGUUGCUUGAGACCCAAGAGUCAGAUGGAGAAAGAUUUCAAGAACUUGGAUUGCAAGAUUAGUUCCUUCUCCUUGAAGCAAAUCAAAAUUGCUACAGACAACUUUAAUCCAGCAAACAAGAUAGGAGAAGGUGGCUUUGGUCCUGUACACAAGGGAAAGUUGACUGAUGGAACCUUAAUCGCGGUGAAGCAACUAUCAUCUAAAUCAAAGCAAGGGAACAGAGAGUUCUUGAACGAGAUUGGUAUGAUCUCUGCACUACAACAUCCACAUUUGGUUAAACUAUAUGGAUGUUGCGUAGAAGGUGGCCAGCUCUUGCUAAUCUACGAGUACUUAGUAAACAACAGUCUCGCAAGAGCACUUUUCGGUCCUUUAAAGACUCAAAUAAGAUUAGACUGGCCAAUAAGGCAGAAGAUUUGCCUUGGAAUAGCCAGAGGAUUAGCUUUUCUCCACGAGGAAUCAAGACUCAAGAUCGUGCACAGAGACAUCAAAGCCGCUAAUGUCUUGCUGGACAAGGAACUAAACCCGAAGAUUUCGGAUUUCGGUCUUGCUAAGCUUGAUGAACAAGAAAAUACACACAUGAGCACACGAGUCGCAGGAACAUAUGGAUACAUGGCUCCAGAGUAUGCAGUGAAAGGUCAUUUGACAGAUAAAGCAGACGUUUACAGCUUCGGCGUCGUGGCUCUAGAGAUCGUUCAUGGAAGAGGCAGCACAAGCGCACGUUCCAAAGCCCAGACCUUCUACCUUCUUGACUGGGUACACGUUCUAAGGGAGCAAAACAGGCUAAUGGAAGUAGUAGACCCGAGGCUUGGAACAGACUACAACAGAGAAGAAGCAAUGAAGAUGAUCCAGAUUGGUAUCCUCUGCACCAGUCUAGAUCCGUCGGACAGACCGUCGAUGUCGACGGUGGUGAGCAUGCUCGAAGGACACUCCACGGUGGAUGUUGAGAAACUUCUUGAAACUUCGUUCAGUAGGGAAAAUGAGAAAGACGAAGGGAGCCCUGUUAUUUUCUUUGGUUUUUUCGUGUUUUUGCUUACGAAGAAAAUGAUUUCUCGUCUAUUCUAUUAAAAUCUAAGUACAAAAUAACAUUUGACUAUUUUUAAUUAGAUUUUUCCAGAUUUUCAUUUUUUUUACUACUUCUAACAAGUUUAUUUAUUGUUUUCAUUUAAGUGUUUAACUACAUCUUUUACUCUUUUUUUUCACUUUUGUAAACUACUUCAUUAAUUGUAUUUAUCAUAAUAAUUCAGUUUCAUUUAUUUUACGUAUUAAUCAUAAUAAUUUUACGUGUUUAAAUGAAAUUUCACCAUUAGUGACAAUAAUUGAAACCGGUUAACAAAAUUGUUUUUAUUUGUUUACAUAAUCAGUUAGACAUGGACAUUCAUGUAUAAGUUUGGAUACAGAUCAAUUUUUACGGAUAUUAAAUUUUUGGAUUUUAAAAUUAAACUAUGUUCGGGUAUUAUAAAUUUUUCGACAUGGUUCGAGUUGGUUUCUUCCGGGUCCGGGUAAGUUUGUAAGAACUUAAAAAUAUCUAAAUAACCUAUAUGUUUAAAAAUAGUACUAAACAAUUUAUAAAAAAAAAAUCAAAUUCGCACGGACGUGCGUGUCAAAUUCUAGUAUUAUUUA